AUGGCUACCGACAGCUGGGAGCCCGUCAAGCCUGAGGGCCUGGCGCUGUCACUGUAUGUCACGACUGUUGUUCUUUCGGUACUAUGCACCAUCGUCGUCGUGUUGAGGACGUACAUUCGAACACGGAAUGACUGCAUCGGCCUCGAUGAUUAUGUCAUGUGCGCCGGUUGGGCGGCAUAUAUUGCUCACAACAUUAUCGUCAGUAUUGGAUGCCAUACGGGCAUCGGUACAGUCCAAAAUACGCUCAAUACGCUUCAGAUACAAGAAGCGAACAAGUAUGUAGUUAUUUGGCAGAUGCUCUAUGCAUGUACACUAGCGUUGGUCAAGUCGAGUAUCUGUAUAACUGUCAUUCGAAUCGCAAACGAAACGAAGUACAUCCGCAUACUACAAGGCCUUAUUGUUAUGUCUGUCGCUUUGAGCGGAUUCGGUAUUAUCUUCCUCUUAGUUCAAUGCCGGCCGUUUGAAGCACAUUGGAUUCCGUCCAGGGGAAAAUGUUUCAGCAAAGUCAUUCCUACUGUUUUGACCUACGCUGCAUCGGUGUCCAACGUCAUCACUGAUUUCGCUGUUGCUGUUAUUCCGAUAUGUCUUGUGCGAAAGCUACAGAUGCGACGCAAGUUGAAGCUUUAUGCUCAAUUAAUUAUGGCUCUGGGCAUGUUGGCAUCGAUUGCCAGUAUAGUUCGCAUUCCGUACUCGAAUGCUUAUAUGAAACCCGAAAACUUUGUCCAUUCGGUGGGCAACAUCAUUCUCUGGACAGUCAUCGAGUGCGGAGUUGGCGUUUUCGCGGGUUCCCUCCCAUCACUUAGAGCAUUCUUCAAAAGCCUCGUCAAGGACAGGAGUACCGAUGACCGAAGCGCAUCUCAUAACACGACCGACCUUGUAACUAUCGGCCGCAUCAGGGGCAGGCCAAGCAGAACAACAACAGAAAUAGAGCUAGGAACACAACGACCCGGAAGCAACGAUUCCGAUUAUGGUGUUCAACACGAUGAUGACAGCCAACGCCGAAUUAUUGUUAAAGUUACAAAGUCGUUCCGGGUUGAGGAGCGCCAAAGUGAUGAAGAACAAUUAUGUGAGGGUAGAAUGGGGAAAAGGUAA
This is a messenger RNA of Fusarium poae, 1092 nucleotides long. RefSeq lists its product as uncharacterized. The transcript is spliced from 5 exons. The coding region runs from base 1 to 1092 and encodes 363 amino acids. NCBI's taxonomy places the organism in Eukaryota, Fungi, Ascomycota, Sordariomycetes, Hypocreales, Nectriaceae. The record is from RefSeq and is a predicted model, not a curated record.